Messenger RNA from Phytophthora nicotianae INRA-310, 1761 nucleotides. Its product is annotated as CMGC/CLK protein kinase. The record is from RefSeq and is a predicted model, not a curated record. Gene Ontology annotation, molecular function: ATP binding; protein kinase activity. The transcript has 3 exons. Gene Ontology annotation, cellular component: nucleus. NCBI's taxonomy places the organism in Eukaryota, Oomycota, Peronosporomycetes, Peronosporales, Peronosporaceae. Gene Ontology annotation, biological process: protein phosphorylation. The coding region runs from base 1 to 1761 and encodes 586 amino acids.
AUGGACCGGCGGCGACGCGCGGACGAUGGCGAUGGACGGCGUCGACGCAGUCGCAGUCGCAGUUUCAGCCCCGUGUCUUCGCGACUGCGCUACCAGCUGCGCAGACGCCACACUCGGCCUCCCCCGGUGCCCAGCACCCCGCACCGGCGUCGACGCCGUGCUACCAAGGACACUAAUGAGAACGGCAAGCGUAGUCGAAGCCGCAGUCGCUCGCAUCACGGCAGCCGCUCUUCGAGGCGAAGAACAGACUCGAGAGCGCCGCGAUCCAGGUCCCGAUCCAGAUCCAAGAGGAGACACUCGGGCACCCGAUCGCGUACUGGGUCCAACGGCAGUCACCGCCACCGUCGACGAUACAGCGGCCGGAAGCGGUCAUCGCGCACCGAUAGCCAGACACGCGGACGACGUGGCAGUUCUGAGAACGACUACAAUGGCCGCCGUCGCUCAUCGCGUGGCAAGAACAAGCAGCGGCACUCGCGGCGACGCGACUCGUACCACGACCGGGAGCCACUGCCGCCUCCGCCGCCGGCUCAGAAGGACGGCAGUGAAGACAGCGUGGCUCACGACGACACAGUGGGCAGCUACGAUGGAAAACCUGGGGAAUACAUUGCCAACCGCUACAAAAUCAUCCGUGAAGCGGGUCUGGGCACGUUUGGCCGCGUGCUCGAGUGUCUAGACAAGCAACGCAACAUCGUGGUGGCCAUUAAAGUGGUACGCCAGGUGGAAAAGUACACUGAAUCGGCCAAGAUCGAGGCUGCAAUCCUACAGGACGUGAACGACAAGGACAAGAACAACGAGUCGCUCUGUGUGCGCAUGUUCAAGUGGUUUGAGUAUAAGGGCCACGUAUGCAUGGUGUUCGAGCGCCUGGGCUGCUCGCUGUACGACUACUUAAAGAACCACGACUACAAGCCCUUCCCGCUGCACUGUAUCCGCGCCUACGCAUGGCAAUUAUUGACGUCACUUGAGUUUAUCCACAGCAUCCGACUCAUCCACACAGAUCUCAAGCCCGAGAAUAUUCUGCUGGUGGAUGACGAAGAGGAGAGACUUGCAUGCGAUUCCUCUUCGCCAUCGUCGACGUCUUCCUAUGGCUCACCCGAUGGCUCUUCUGGACGUGAGCAGUGGUCUAAUGGGCGACAGUGGAAAAAACGAGAACGCGCCAUGUCGGAUGUAGACACUGGACGACUGUCCCUGCGGCCACCAGCAAAUAACGCAGUAAAGCUAAUUGACUUCGGCGGCGCCACGUAUGAAGACGAGUCCAAGAGCUCCAUUAUCAAUACCCGUCAAUACCGAUCACCCGAAGUAAUUCUUGGCCUCGGCUGGAGUUAUCCGUCGGACAUUUGGUCUGCGGGGUGUAUUAUCGCAGAAUUGUACCUAGGCGAACUGCUGUUUGCCACUCACGAGAACAUGGAGCAUCUCGCGCUCAUUGAGCGCUGUCUCCAACCCCUGCCUGUGAAGAUGGCGACCCGGGCAUCCAAGAAUUCGUGUUCGGCCAAGUUUUUCCACCGCGGCCGACUGAAUUGGCCUGCUGGUGCCUCGAGCGACGAGAGUGUAGACCACGUACGGAGGAUGCGAAAGCUGGAAGACUUGAUCUCCCCCGAAGACGCGAAGAGCGGUCUGCUUGACUUGCUGCAACUCAUGCUGGUGUUGGAUCCCGAGAAGCGGGUGACAGCCAGGGAAGCCCUCAAAGCGCCAUUCUUCGAUGGAUUCUCGUAUCGCAACAUCGUGCGAGCUGGUCAUAAUGAUGGAUCAUGGAGUGGUCACUGA